Molecule: messenger RNA, 1491 nt
Organism: Lepidothrix coronata (blue-crowned manakin)
Lineage: Eukaryota; Metazoa; Chordata; Aves; Passeriformes; Pipridae
Gene: ATPAF2
Product: ATP synthase mitochondrial F1 complex assembly factor 2
Biological process (GO): mitochondrial proton-transporting ATP synthase complex assembly
Cellular component (GO): mitochondrion
Source: RefSeq, a predicted model, not a curated record
AUGAUUGUAGGGGGAGAAUCUGGAAAGGUUGACCCCAAAGUGAAACUGGGAGUGCUGGGACAGGUCUGCUUUGGAAACCACCCCUGCUAUGCUCUAGAACUCAUUGGAGUGGAGCUCACUGGAGUGCAGUGCUGGGAAACUGUGGAUGAAGGGCUGGACUUUUGUGGCCAGGCCACCUCAACAACACUAGGGGCUCUGUCUGUUCUGGGCCGUGAUGGGGAGCAAGGGAAGGGGCUGAAUCUCCUUUAAGUGCCACCUGAGUGACUAUUUCUGUCCCCAGAGAGGAAGAGGUUCUACCAGAACGUGAGCAUCUCGCAAGGAGAAGGAGGCUUUGAAAUAAACCUGGACCACCGAAAGCUGAAAACGCCCCAGGCCAAGCUCUUCACUGUCCCCAGCGAGGCCUUGGCCAUUGCAGUGGCAACAGAGUGGGAUUCCCAGAAAGACACCAUCAAGUUCUACACAAUGCACCUGACCACUCUGUGCAACACGGCGCUGGACAAUCCCACGCAGCGAAACAAAACGCAGCUGAUCCGAGCGGCUGUGAAGUUCCUGGAGACAGACACUCUCUGCUAUCGUGUGGAGGAGCCUCCAGCCUUGGCAGAGCUGCAAAAGAAUGAAUGGGAUCCAGUGGUUGACUGGGCUGAGAAAAGGUACAAUGUGACAAUUGGCUCCUCGACCAGCAUCCUGGGGCCCAACAUCCCAGCCAGCACCAAGGAGACCUUCAUCAGCCAUCUGGCAUCCUACAACAUGUGGGCCCUGCAAGGUAUAGAAUUUGUAAUCACCCAGCUGAAAUCGCUGAUCCUGUCCAUGGGCCUGAUUGACAGGCACAUUACAGUAGAGAAAGCUGUGCUUCUGUCUCGCCUGGAGGAAGAAUACCAGAUUCGGCGCUGGGGCAAGGUGGAGUGGGCCCACGACUACGACCUGUGCGAGCUCCGUGCCCGCACGGCAGCUGGGACUCUCUUUGUUCACCUCUGUUCAGAGAGCUCGACUGUAAAACACAAGCUGUUGCAGGACUGAGGCAGCUGGGCUGGGCACAGGGGAAAAUUCCCACCUGGGAAUUGCUGGCCUGACCCAGUGGAUGGUAGGCCAGCACUCCUGCCAUCCUGUUUUCCCUGGGAUCAGCCUCACAUGCUAUGAUUUUGUGGGCAAUUCCUCACUCGGCCUGCCUGCUGCAGUGCAGUGCCAGCAGUUUGAGCCCACAAGGAGGAAAGGUCAAGGUGAGCUUCCCCAGGGCAGCAGUUCCAUCCAUUCCUGGCGUCUGUAACUCAUCUGAGGAGCUCCUGUGGAAGAAACAGCUUCCUGGGCAGGGCACGGCACAGACAUACCCAGCAUAUGCCACAUGUCUUCAUAGCUGCCAGCUCCUGACACACACUUGUUAUGGAAAUCUGAAAACAGACUCCACUGCAUCUGUUGUUCAUCCCUCGGCGUGCCUGCCUGUAACACCAGGGUCUCUGUGUUCCAUUAAAGGCUCGCCCCUGCGAGGUACCAAAA